ACGCACGGUGGACAUUUGGCAUCUGGUGGUUGCGUGCACAUCCACGGGCUUGUGGCAGCUUCGGCAAACUCAGUUGCGGGCUGAACCAUGUCCUUGAGCCCCAAACAUUCAACACCUUUCUCAGUGAGCGAUAUAUUGAGCCCGAUUGAGGAGACCUUCAAGAAGUUUGCAGCCAUGGAGUGCACAGCGAGCCUGGCGUCUCCUCUCUACAGACAGACUCAGAUGUCUCAGGCAAACCUGCAACAGCACAGCAUGAGCCAUAACACCUACCACAUGCCCCACUCCCAGUUCUCACACACCGCCAUGGGAGGAUACUGCAACGGGACUAUUGGCACCAUGGGAGACCUGCCGUCGUACCAGGAGAGCAUGCGGAACAGCGCAACGGCGACGACCUGGUACGGCUCGACCCAAGAGCCGAGAUAUCCAACAAUUUCCAGGUUUAUGGGUCCAUCGACGGCCAUGAACAUGGGAACACUAACAGGAAUGGAUGAAUCUAAAUCUCUGGUGAAUUUACACGCUGCGCCACGGAGAAAACGGCGCGUCCUCUUCUCUCAAGCGCAGGUCUACGAGCUGGAGCGACGAUUUAAACAGCAGAAAUAUCUGUCGGCACCAGAGAGAGAACAUUUGGCCAGCAUGAUUCACCUGACGCCGACCCAGGUGAAGAUCUGGUUCCAAAACCACAGGUAUAAAAUGAAACGCCAAGCGAAGGAUAAAGCGUCCCCACAGCAGCAAGGGGACACUGGAAACAUGUGCGCGCAACAGUCGCCGAGGCGCGUCGCCGUGCCUGUGCUCGUUAAGGACGGUAAACCGUGUCAGAACGGCUCCAACACAGAGACACCUGUCCAUCAGCAGGUGCAGAAUGUGAUGAGCAGUGAGACUUUGGUUUCAGCUGAAGAUUUGGAGAUGUCACCCAGUCCACCUCUCAUGAACAGCCUGUCUCAAACUGACGCAGCGCUCAUUGAAUACACCAGCAGUAUGGUGAACUCAAACCUGCUGUACGGCAGAACAUGGUGAUGUUUCACAAAUCCGUUGAAA
This is a messenger RNA of Xyrauchen texanus (razorback sucker), 1035 nucleotides long. It is a transcript of the gene nkx2.4b, whose product is annotated as NK2 homeobox 4b. Gene Ontology annotation, cellular component: nucleus. Gene Ontology annotation, biological process: cell differentiation; regulation of transcription by RNA polymerase II. The coding region runs from base 88 to 1014 and encodes 308 amino acids. Lineage: Eukaryota; Metazoa; Chordata; Actinopteri; Cypriniformes; Catostomidae. The transcript is spliced from 2 exons. The record is from RefSeq and is a predicted model, not a curated record. Gene Ontology annotation, molecular function: DNA-binding transcription factor activity, RNA polymerase II-specific; RNA polymerase II cis-regulatory region sequence-specific DNA binding.